Molecule: messenger RNA, 465 nt
Organism: Penicillium taxi
Lineage: Eukaryota; Fungi; Ascomycota; Eurotiomycetes; Eurotiales; Aspergillaceae
Exons: 1
Coding region: 1-465 (154 amino acids)
Source: RefSeq, a predicted model, not a curated record
AUGGCGUCCAUUGCCGCUUCAGUCACCUCGCAAUACUCCAAUCAAUCCUCCAACGAUAUUAAGCUCCGAAUAAUUAUUUCAGCACAUGGUAUUGUGAUUGAUGAUGCCGGCUUAAGUAUUCCUCAAGAUGUAGAGGCUAUCAUCAACACUCACAUUCCACCUGCAGCAACUCCUCUCACAGCAGAUGAAUAUACCUUGAUCCAGCGAACGAUACUCAAUUUAUGGGAUAACAAAGACGCCUUUGUGCUUAGAUCCCUAGUUCAACCUCCACUCUUCCCGAGCUUGGACCAAAUUCUCAAAUCUGGCCAUGAUACUGCUUGGAGCAAGGAACCAACCCCUCAGCAGGAGAACCAGGCCGAAAUGCCUGCCUCAAAGGCUGCUAUCCAUGUUGGAUUUAUGACUGGGCUUCACUGCCGUCGACUAGACGCAAUAACCCAGCUCUGGUCUCUCGUAAUAAAAUCUUGA